Molecule: messenger RNA, 126 nt
Organism: Colletotrichum truncatum
Lineage: Eukaryota; Fungi; Ascomycota; Sordariomycetes; Glomerellales; Glomerellaceae
Source: RefSeq, a predicted model, not a curated record
AUGCCCUUUUUCUACUCCAAGCCUAUCGGCGGCCGAAACUUCGGCACGAGCGUCCAUGCAGACCGUCAUGGCAUCCGUCGUGGGCCUUGGCGCUUCCGUAUCGGCCGCUUCCACUGCUUCAAAUAG